AAUGUGGAGCUUGGUGUAUUGACACGGCGAUAGCGAGCCGAUUUGUUUACGAUCGGUUAUUAUUACACAGCGUACAUACUCAAGUAAAUUCUAUAUUCCGUGAUUGACCUGCGUCGGUGCAACGUGUGUUCAAUAUGGAAGAAUGCGAUGAUGCAGACGAGACUACUCCGUUAUGCGCCGGGACUAUAAGGACUAGUGGUUUGAACAGUGACAGUUCCGAUGACUGUAAUAGUGUUAGGAAAGAGUCCUUGGAUAUAGUGUUUGAUAGUAGAAUGAUGAAGACAUCGACUAAGGCGGGUGAUCUGGCCGCCACGUGGGGAGGGAGGCGGUCGCUGGCGGAUUCAGGCGGAUUACGACGAGCGCAAUCGUGGUCUGGUGGAGCCCCAGACGAUGUUAGUUCUGAGAUUAGAAUUUUAAGGGAAAGACUAGUCCGUACACAGUCGCGACUACGACCAGCUGCGGUGCGUCUACUGUCAGGAAAGCAGCGGCUCACUCUCGUAUCCCUUGCCCUAGUGGAUUUUAUGAGUUUCUGCUCUAUGAGCAUCAUGGCGCCAUUCUUCCCUCGUGAAGCCUCUAUGAAAGGUCUCUCGGAUAUUAUGUGCGGUGUAGUGUUCAGUUUCUACGCCGUAGUAAUGUUCAUCACAUCUCCAUUUUUUGGAAAAUUUUUACCAAAAGUGGGAGCUAAGUUUUUGUUCACUACAGGCAUGUUUGUAGCGGGGACCUGCAAUGUAAUUUUUGGAACCCUAGCUUUAGUCCAAGAUAAGACGACAUUCCUAACACUAUGUUUCGUGGUACGAGGCAUGGAGGCGCUGGGUGCAAGCGCGUACUCUACGGCGAGUUACGUGUUCGUAGUAAACGAGUUUCCUGACAGCAUCGGCUCCGUCCUCGGCAUACUGGAGACAUUCGUGGGUCUCGGCAUGUCUGUGGGGCCAGCUAUUGGCGGACUAUUGUACUCGAUCGGGGGCUUCAGUCUACCGUUUUACAGCCUUGGCAUCGUAAUGGUGUUUACUGUUCCCAUCAACUACUUUUUGCUGACUGACUGCGAAGAGGUCAUAUAUGGGUCUAAAACUGCAUCUAUACUGCGCCUUUUCAAGAUUCCUUCAAUCAUAAUUACCGGCCUGGUCAUUGUGGUCAUGUCCAAUACAUGGGCAUUCCUCGAUCCCACUUUGGAACCACAUUUAAGACAGUUCAAUCUGUCUACGAAACAAAUUGGAUUGAUAUUCCUGCUGUUCUCCAGUUUGUACGGCAUAUUUAGUCCCAUAUGGGGAUGGGUAGCAGAUAGAGUACACAGUCAUUGGUGUAUGAUGGUGUGGGGACUGUUCCUGUCAACUAUUGGAUUACUUCUACUCGGUCCGUGUCCCUUCAUCCCAGGCCUUCCACAAGUGCUCUGGUUGGAUUUGAUCGCAUUGUCUAUUCUGGGCAUUUCAGUAGCACUAACUCUAUUACCGACAUUUCAAGGAGUAUUGACCAGUUCAAUCUACGAAGGUGGUUGUCCUGAGGCAUUGGCAACGUACAGUGCCGUAGCUGGUGUCUGGUCCUGUUGCUAUUCGCUGGGCGAAGUGCUAGGUCCAGCACUUGGGGGUAUACUCUCGCAGUAUUACGGCUUCCCGCUGUCUUCUACUCUAUGUGCUGCGGCUUGUUUCACCAUGGCGGUAGUCACGCUCACAUUCUUUUCGCUGCGCGAGUCAUCAAAGUGGGUGCAAGCCACGGAAUCUAUAUGUGUUUCGAUACCAUACACGGACACCACGUGGAACAGCAACAACUUCUGUCACACACAGAGCGCGCCCAACACCAGGCUAGCGGAAAAUUCACCGCUGCUUACACCCUGCUCGUGUGAAACCAAGAAUGAUACGUCAUACAUAACGUGCGGCAUUUCCCCGCCCCGUCACAUUUGCCUGUUACGCAAUAAAAGCAACAAGAGUGGUUCGGCGAGUGUUACCGAUGCGCUCGCAUAUUUCCUCAAAUUUCAAUACUUGACCAACAUUUAUAUUAAAGUGCUGAGAUCUCGCAAGAAGUCUCACCGGGACGCCACUCGCAACGAUGAACUUUACCAAAAUUACCUCGCAGAAGCAGAUAUGAAGGAAACGACUAACCAAAGAAACAUCUCAAAUUUAAACAAUAACAUUCUAAAAUGUAGAAAUAAAGAUGAGAAUACAUAUUGUACCUAUUUAGAGAAAGCCAUAUUUGGUAGUGCAGUUGUAAUGGAGAAUAUCGAUCACUUGAUGAUUAAAAGGCACAACAAGGGCUUAAUACCGAAACUGCUGGCGUGCGAGCAUGAAAGGAAACCAUCCAAUGAGAUCAUAAAACACAAUAUUGAGAAAGUACAAUUUUACGAACAAAAUCAAGCAUGCGCGUCGACAGAUGAUAUAUUUGAUGGUUGUGAAUGCAGAGACGGCGCAACAUACGUUCGAGGCACGGUCACAAUGUCUUCUACAGGCGCCUGUGAAGUAUGAUUUCAAUAAUAUAUAGUAAUCUAAUAAUAUUCCUCAACUUUUUAAUGUUAGUUACACAUUUUUAAUAUACUCAAUUU
Messenger RNA from Achroia grisella, 2530 nucleotides. Its product is annotated as MFS-type transporter SLC18B1-like. The transcript has 12 exons. The record is from RefSeq and is a predicted model, not a curated record. Lineage: Eukaryota; Metazoa; Arthropoda; Insecta; Lepidoptera; Pyralidae. Gene Ontology annotation, molecular function: transmembrane transporter activity. The coding region runs from base 135 to 2453 and encodes 772 amino acids. Gene Ontology annotation, biological process: transmembrane transport.